UUUAUGAAUGUUAACUUUUUAACCACUUUUUGGCAAAUUUUAAGAUUUACUAAUCAAACCAUUAAUACAGACAAUCACUUCGUUUGAUCACAAAAUAUGACACAAGAGAUGACACCAAUGGAGACAUCACUCGUCACCGCAGAUGAGAACGAAGUUGUAAUCAAAAAACAGGGACGGAUUUAUGCGAAGAACUCUUUCGAUCGUUUUGGUGAUGACUUGUGUGGACUCAUACUGUCGUACCUCUCGCUCGAUGCGCGCUUUGUCUACGAAUGUGUGUCCAAACAGUUCCAGAGGACUGUCUUCGAGAGUGUUGUGGACAUUACAAUUCACGACAUGACCCGUGCGAAUGGGAAAAGAUCGCGGACUCGCAUCAAUUACAUUAAAAUGUUGGCCACAAUCGGCCGCAAGUGUCCACACAUUCACACCAUUGACUGCAGAGAAAUAAGCAACAGAUAUACGAAGCAAUUGGUGGAAGUGUUGCCCAUCUUUCGAGACAAUUGCCCGCAUUUGCGGCACAUUUACUGCAAUUUAAAUGAAUAUAUGGAUGAAUUGAUGCCAGAAUUCGGACCACUGGUCACAAGAAUUGGUAAUAUUUGUCCGAAUAGUAAUCAACAGCUCUUUCAUUGCCACCGAUUAUCUCGACUUUAUGUUUGCGGCAUUUCUACUGUCUUUGACUCUACGACAAGAGAACUGUUGGUUAAAAAUCUACAGAGAUUUGAAUAUUCUUACGAUCGUAGAGAUAAUAACCAACUGUUGUCCGCAUUUGUGGCCGAGAAUCAGUCCUUAAGAAGUGUUAAACUCAUUGAUAAUAAAUAUGAUUCUUACGAGUGUUGGACCGAAAUGGCCGCACAGUUGUCACGAUUAUCACAAUUACGGGAAUUGGCACUCAUUUUAAGGCUUCACUACUCAUUGGACGUGUUUUUGCGGCCAAUCGGCCAGAAGUGCCCGCAAUUGAAACGAUUGUUACUUGAGUUGGGGUCGAAGAACACACUUCGACUUUGUCACCACUCAUUUGAUUCGUUGGGAUGUUAUCGCAGAUUAAAACGUUUGGAUUUAACUAUUCAUGUGAUUAUGAGCGAUGUAUAUAUGGAUCCGUUGAAACUCUGCCACCGAUUAACACAUUUAUCACUCAAUUCGCGUCAAAUUAAUAACAAUUUGUUUGCCAAUUGUGACAAACAUUGGCCACGACUUCAAUGCUUAUCCAUUCAAAGAACUUCUAUUACAAGCAGUUGUUUGGAUCACAUCUCAAGACUACCAGCGCUGCAGACACUGGAGUUUGAUUGCGACCGACUAUUCAGUGGAAUUUUGGUAAAUCGCAAACAUAUUGGCAAUCAUUUCAUGACCAAUGUUUGCGAAGACCUGUUGGCCAGAAGUGCUAAACUGAAGUCCAUUGAAAUCCGUAGAAAUGCAUAG
Molecule: messenger RNA, 1413 nt
Organism: Medioppia subpectinata
Lineage: Eukaryota; Metazoa; Arthropoda; Arachnida; Sarcoptiformes; Oppiidae
Source: the annotation of a GenBank genome assembly